AUGAAUAUAGAGGAAGUAUACAACAACGACGUACAUUUAGUAGGGAACGAGGAGGAUGAGGAAGAAGACGAUAAUAGCUGUUGCUCCCGAGCGACAUUUUGCCAUCCGAUAUUGCGCAAGAUCAUUGUGACCGAUUCGAUCUUGAGAUGUUUUGACAUGGAAAUAACGUGGAUGAACCUAUUUUGGCUGACGAGCGUUACAGCGAUGAUCUUGAUGGCUUGGAUGACUCUCUUCUUUCUCCUCGGCGAAACAAUGUUACCCAAAGGCAGCUACUUUGGUCUUUUCGUUAUCGUCGUGUUCUCUUAUCUCCUUGGAUGGACGCUCGCCUAUGUUCCAUACAUGAACCUUCCACCUGUCUUCGGCAUGCUCCUGGCUGGUAUAAUCGUGAGAAAUAUAAAUUUCUACGACAUUAGACGAGAACUUGGCAUCAGGACACUAGCGAAAAUACGAACGUUCUGUUUGACUUUCAUCAUGAUACGUGCCGGUCUUCAAAUGACUACCACGCCGAUCCGUCAACAUCCCCUCUUCGUCGCGAUUCUUGCCAUCCUACCUUGUACUAUGGAAAUGUUAAUCCUUGCUAUUUGCGCAAAGUAUAUCCUUAAUUAUCCUUGGAACUGGGCCUUUAUGACCGGUACAAUUGUUGCCUGUAUGUCUCCUGUUGUUACCGUCAAUUGUAUGCUGGCACUGGCCGAACAUGGUUACGGUGAAGAUAAAGGAUUGGCUUCUUUACUUAAUGCGGCUACUUCCAUCGACGACGUACACAUCCUCUCACUUUUCUCCAUUUUCUACACCACCGUUUUUGACGAAAAUCAUCCAACUAAGUGGUGGUCGUAUAUACCUAGUGGCCUUCGAGACCUUAUCCUAGGCGUUUCGGUCGGACUUCUUCUUGGUACUUUUUUGGCUUUUUUCCCCCAUCGUAAUCAUACAAUGCCGCUUCGAAGAGCAAUGUACUUUCUCUGGCAUUUUAUGCAGCCCAUUUUGGUUGGUGUCAUCGGAGCCGAUAUCGAUUUUAAAAACUGGUCCUUAUCGAGAUUCGGUCUUUACUGUACUUGCAUACUCAUUGGUCUAACGACACGUUGCAUUGUUGCCAUUUUAUCAACGAUCAAGACACACUUCUCCUGGAAAGAACGAACAUUCAUCGCUCUCGCUUGGAUACCCAAGGGUACUCUUCAGGCUGCAUUGGCACCCAUGACCUAUGAACGCACGACUGAAGAAAAUCCAGAACAAAUCGAAUUGGCGCUCGACGUCGUCAGAAUAUCGAUAGUUGCUAUCGUCUUUUUAGCGCCCCUCGGUGCGAUUGUCAUGAUGAUAUCUGGCCCUAUUCUUUUGAAUAAACUUAGCAUGGAAGAACAUGAGAGGGAACGCCGAUUGAGUUACUUUCGUAUUCAAAGCUUACAACCUAUUAGGACUCGUAGAAGAAAAAAUAGCAUAUCCGCUGAACUGUCGUGAUUUCAAAUGUUCUACUAUUUUCUCAUUAACACAAGAUAAAAAUCAUGAUGAUACUUUCUUUAAUAUCAUGCAAAAUCUCAGCAUUCUGAGAAUAAGCAUAGCGAAAAGUUAUCUUCUUCAAUUCGUAAAAGUUCCGAAUUUAUGAAUUAUUAGUCGACUCUUGAGUAAAAUAUCUGAAUUUUUAUCCGAACGGAUACUAUACAAUAAAUAUUACUAUAUAUCAAUAUUCAUAUAUAAGUAACUAAAAUGAAAACAAAUCGGAUAAUUUUUAGGUUCUCUUACUGAAUCAACUUGAAUUAUAUAAUAAUUAUCUAGAUGAAAUUUUCAUUAUUAAUCUAUGUUCAUAUUGUCGUCUUUUUCGGAUAUUUGAGUUAAGAAUAAUGGUUCGUAAGUCCAGUUCGGAAAUACCCGCUUAUAUAAAUACAUCAAUACAGUGUCUUGAGAUUUCAACUGUCCAUUAAAUACACAUUUCAUAUGACCGUGUGUACCUAUAAAUAUAACAACCAUUAAAGAAUAUUUUUAAUUAAUUUUUGUAUCUUCCUUAAAUAUUAUAGCUAUAAUAAUUGGGAUUUUUAGUAUACCUAAAGGUUCUUUAAUGUGACCCCUACGUCCAUAUUUUGUCCUAAGUUGCACAGGUUUAAACCAGUUGAUAUCUUCGCGAUGGAAAAACAUAAACCUAACUAUAGCAGAAUGUUUAUGUACUUUAAAGGGAUGCCCGCUUAGAAUUACCCUUUUUACAAUAAUUCUGUCCGGGUUAGCGGAUAAAACGCUUCCAGUAGCAACUAGAUCCUUAAAAAGAAAAGUUCAAUAUCUUCAUUGAGUGCCAAUUAUAUUAUACAUAUAUUAAAUUUAGUUAUUUAAAAAAAAGAUUUUUACUCACUAAACUACCAUUUUUUUGCUCGAUAUAGCAUAAAACCGGGCAUGGUGGGAAGAUAAUUGGUGCAUACAUGCUCGCAACUAUAGUCGUUUCUGGAUGAAAAAAUCUCUCAUACUAGAAUAUGAAUUAAUUAAUCGUUCAAAAUCUAGUAAAUAUCACGAUCAUUCAUCUUAAAUGUUUAUCUAAUAACAUACCUUAUGUUUAGAUCCGUUUGUAUGUUGACUAAAUAUUGGACAGGCCGAAAAUCUUCGAAAUCCACAUUGGAACACUAAUCUUUCUUUAGACUUUAUAGCUUGCUGAUAACUAUUAGCGUGAUUUAAUACAAUAUUUAGGAGAGACAUUUUCUGUUCGUUUGGGAGUAGUCCAAAAACGAUUAAUGGCCGAUUGUCUAAUGUACAGAAUGCAGUAAAAAGAUCUCUUUUAACGUUAGCAACAUGAAGCGUAACGUACCAACCAGGCUGUGAAUGUUAUCAUAUAUAUUUUUAUUCGAUGUAAUGCACAAAAAUAAUUAAAAAAGAGAAAUUCUGUAAAUUGCUUACUUACCAAAGCACUUAAUUCCUGACUUUCUUUGAAUAUUCGUUUACGCGUUCGAUCAAAAUUUUCAAAUUGAAAUAUGCGUCCAUAGUCCAGCGGUAAAUUUUCCUUGGGAUCCCAAGGACUUGUUCGAAAUGAUUCAAGUCCACGAUACUUUUGGAAUCUAAUUUUAGCCAACAUAUGUUGAGGUGUAUCCACUUCGUCGGGAAACUGAACGUCCAAUUUUGCUUCUAUACAUGUCAAAAUAUUAUAAGAUAAUUAUAUUAUAUAAUUGGCUUUUUAAUUUUCUUUACACGCAUCUCAAACUUACGCUUUAUUUUCUCCAUAGCUUCCUUUUCUUCCAUCAUGUCAAUAUUCUGAUCGUAUAUACGUUCAUCAGGUGCCGCCUCUGAUAUUGUAAUUGUUUCAUACUCUUCGUCGGAUGCCAUGUCAGCUUCGCUAUUUGCUUGAGACUUUAUACCAUCCACAGACAUAUUAUCAUCAGAUUCAUUUUCUGAAUAUUCUAUAGGGAAAUAUUUGUUUAUAAAUAAAUUAAGUAUAUGAAGAUAAGCAAUAUUUGUUUAUGUAAAAUUAUAUAACGAACAUACCAGCAUCCUCAUCAAGAAUCCAAGCUGCUUGAUAUUCAGACAUGCCUUUUGGUACUACUUUUACAACCUUUUUCUUUUGAGCAGCUGCUGCCUGUGCCAAUUCUUCUUCAGUGGGCCAAAUUUGUUCUGCAUCCAUUAGAUCUGGUAUGUUUUCACUUUCAAGUGAUUCCUAAAAGCAAUCAAAAUCCUCUAAAUCUUAAUAAAAUCCGAACAAACAUGCGUGUAUCAGACAGAAACUCACCUGUUUGUUACGAUCUGCAUGUUCGAGUACUCUGACUGAAAUAUCACUCUUCAUAUCAAUUUCUACAGAUCCAGAUUGCUUCUUCGAUUUAUUCUUAUCUAUCGGAUAUGGGUCAUCAACGGCAUCGAUUUGUAACAUUUGAAAAUCUCCUAAACCAGAGAUAUGUAUUAAAUCAUUUGCAGAUAAUGAUAAACCCUGCAAAUAUCCUGUGACCAUAAGAGUUCCAUGAUCAACCGAAUCCUGGCAAAAAAUAACGAUUCUUUUUCAAACAUUAUUACUUCAUUAUAUGAAUUAAUUAUUUCAUAUAUGUAUACCUCAUUAGAUUUAAACUUUAAAUCUUCCGCUAACAAAUACGGCCUUUUUGCUUUAUAUGAUACAGUUCUUUGUUUUUGUGUACCUGCCCGACGUAAAAUAUUCAAUGUAUCAAUGGGUUUAUCCAAAUGGAAAACUUUUUCUUCAGGAAGCCACUUUGAAAGAGUCUGUAUUACAUGUUGUUUAUAGUCUUGACAUUUCUAUCAUACAAAAAUAUAUUAAUUUAAUAAUAGUGAUCCUGUUACAAAAAUAGUAUUACAAUGGGUUAUUCAUAUAAAACCUAACCUUGAAAGGUAGUUUGUCUACAUUUGUAACAGCAACAAUAGUAGUAGGCAAACCUUGUCCCAAACAAGAGACUAUUAUUUCAUUACCCCAUGCAUCUAGAAUUUCUUCUCUAAUAGUUCCAUCUGCCAUAUUGGUAGCAGAAACAACAAAAAGCACAGUAUUUGCGACUUUAGCUGCAUCCAACGUUGCAAUAAUGUUACCAAUAGGAGGAACAAUAAUUGAAAAACGUUGUUUAAAUCUAGGUAUACUAUAAAAUGAAAAUAAUUUUUAUGUUGACAUUUUGUUCAAGAUUGCUAUCUAAUUGGUGUGUGUAUUUGUACACUAGAUGUACUACAAAGUACCUUAUAUGAGUAAUUCCAUAUGGACUCGUACAAACAUUUAUAGUGUCAUCUGCAUUUUUGAAUUUUGAAACGAUCUGCUCUAAUACCAAAUCUUCUUGUAGUGAUAUUAUGCAUAUGAGAAUAGGGGCCGAAUGGAUGCCACCAAGAUUUCGUUUUUGCGCUAAAACUUUUUCUCUCUUCUUCUUUCUGAGUUGCGAAGACUGAUGUCUUCGCGCAUCUCUGUUUAAAUUUUUAUGAAUUUGCUUCGAUAUAACUUUUAUAUUAGUUUUCCCUGCAUAUAAAUGAAGUAUUUAAAGUUCUCAAGAAGUAUUCUUUUCAUAUACUAUGCACAAUAUAAAAAAUCGGAGAAUAAGAUUGUUAACUUACCUUUAAUCUCAUUACCAAUAGUACCUUUACUUCGAUGCCUCCCUGUUUUAUGCGCUUUAUUAAUUUGUUUGCAAACUCCUGGUCGAUGAGUCUCCUGCUUUGUCGUUAUACCCAUUUUUCUUAAUAUUGUAUACAAUUUAUUUUUAACCCUCCAAUAAUCGAAUCACAACUCUCUAUGUUCAUAUGAUACAUGUGCAUUCGAGGCAUAAAGGUAGCUACACGCACUUUCCGUAAUAAUAUAGUCAGUAAACAACAAACACAUAAUAUGCGUAACACAGUGUUGCCACAGGAACGUUAAGACCACACAAAAUUCUUUACGGAUAUAAGACGUAUUCUUAAAAUAUAAAACGUAUAGUUCAUGAUACAAUUAGCCUAAAACGUAAAGUUUAACCAAUAGUAAACAUCCAUUUAUAAAGAUGUAAUACAGAAGUAUUAAUGUAGUUUACCAUUAGACCAAAUAAUAAAUAAGCAUCUCUUUUAUAAAUGUAAUGUUAAAUCAAUAAUAUUGGAAGAAUGAAGUAUUUAUAGUAUAAUCCUGGACAACCAAUCACAAGUUAUCAUAGUAUACGCGCUUUAUUUUGAAAUUUACCACUAAAGUUAUUGAGAUUAUGUGUUCAUGGUAUUUACUUAGAGAAACGAGUGAUCAUAAUAUUGUAAUAUGUUUGAUAACUUUGAAAAUGAAUAUAAUUAAGAAAAUAAAUAUAAAUACAACACUAAAGCUAAACAUUUUACAAUAUUAAAAAGUGAUAUGUUUUACGGCAUGAAAUACUUCUUUUUGUUAAAUGUAAUGUAAAUAAUAGGAAAGCACACUUGUUUUCUUUUUCGAUUAUAGCCACAAAAAAGUGACACGUGCAACUAAAAAUGCAAUUAUGAUAUAGUGUAAUUAAAAACAUUAAUAUUAUUAUCAGAAAUUUGAACGUUAUUCUUUUCAAAUCCGAAAUUAAAACCUUCUCAAAAUCAAUGUAUUUGUGCCACCUGAUUUGUUGUAAAUAGAACUUAUAUUUAUAAUAAACUUUUUACAUCAGAGAUUUUACUUUUUUUGUAUUCAGCAUUAGCAGAUCGAGAGAAGAAAAACAUCAUAUAAUAGUGGAAAAAAAGUAGUAAGAUUAAUAGUAAGAAAAGUUGUUAAGAUUAGUUUAUUAGGUAGAGAUGCGAUGCCAUAUCAUAAGCCUAAUUCACGUCACGUGACGCAAGUGAUGAGUAUUAGCGUAUCAUUUGGGGAAAUGUGACGUCAUGUAUUCCAUGUAUAAGAGCCUGACAACUCUGCUUGUUUCUGAGGAAACUAAUUUAACAUGUGAGUUCUUAGCAUAUUUUAAACAUUAUUCAAGUCACGGUUGUCAGAUGCUUUUGGAUACUUCGUAUAGCUAACAGCAAAACUUUUAACUUUAUAUCAUUCUUAACCUAUAUUUCGAAGACAUCAGUAAACAUUUGAAAAUUUUAUUUAUAGUAUGAAAAUGUGGAAGCGCAGCAUGGGAAAAUGUUGAUUCUACAGAAGAACGUUGCCCAAAGUGUACAAAUCCACGUGCAUAUUUCAUGCAAAUACAGACAAGAUCAGCUGAUGAACCUAUGACAACUUUCUAUAAAUGUUGUAAUCCACAAUGUGGUCACAAUUGGCGC
Vespa velutina is the source of this 6609-nucleotide messenger RNA. RefSeq names its product sodium/hydrogen exchanger 9B1-like. The record is from RefSeq and is a predicted model, not a curated record. The coding region runs from base 1 to 1449 and encodes 482 amino acids. The transcript is spliced from 8 exons. NCBI's taxonomy places the organism in Eukaryota, Metazoa, Arthropoda, Insecta, Hymenoptera, Vespidae.